CCUCUAUCUUAUUUUCCCUUUAUUAAUAUAUAUAAAUAACGCAUUCCAACUUAUUAUAAAACAACUCAAAUCAAACACAAAUUAUCAUAUUUCUCAUAUAUUCUUUGCAUGAAAAGAUGAAGAACACCAAUACCAAUACGAAUAACACAAAACUAAUUCUUCUCCACCCUUACAUUCUUAAACAAGGGAGUUCAAAUAGGCUAUGGUUUUUAGCCUUUAUAUCUAUAUUCACCCUUAUUUUCCUCCUCACUCUCAUUUGUACUCGUGAUUCGUUUUCGUCGUUGUCGUCUUCCUCCUCCUCCACGGCUUCCACCGUUGCAUCCACCGUGAUGGUUGGUGGAUCUCACACUACCGCCGGCUACCCUCUCCCUAAGAAUGUAAUGAACACACUUUUACAUUACUCAUCAAAUGCGAAUACUACCGAAAAGAUGGAGUUGGUGGAUACAAAGUCCAUAUCGGAUGUAUUAAGACGGUGUCCUUCUCCUUGUAAUUUUCUUGUAUUUGGGCUUACUCAUGAAUCUUUGCUUUGGAGGGCUCUUAACAACCAUGGCAGAACUGUUUUCAUUGACGAGAAUAGGUAUUAUGCUACAUACAUGGAAGAAAAACACCCUGAAAUUGAAACCUACGACGUACAAUACACAACAAAAUUAAGCGAAUAUAAACAAUUGAUAUCCUCAGUAAAAGAGCAAUCUCACAAUGAGUGUAAACCCGUACAAAACUUACUCUUCUCCGAAUGCAAAUUAGGCAUAAAUGACUUGCCAAACCAAUUCUACGAUGUUGAUUGGGAUGUAAUCCUCGUCGAUGGUCCUCGGGGCCACUGGCAAGAGGCCCCGGGGAGAAUGUCGACGAUCUUUACCGCUGGCGUGUUAGCAAGGAGCAAAAAAGCCUCCGCACGGAGUGGGAAGACACAUGUUUUUGUGCAUGAUUAUAACUUGGACCCUCAAAGAAUUUCAAGUGAAGAAUUUUUGUGCAAGGAAAAUUUAGUUGAAAAUAAUGGUAUGCUUGCUCAUUUUGUGUUGGAGAGGAUGGAUGAGCAUUGUUUGGAAUUUUGCCAUUCUAAGAAAACAUCUUCCUAGCUUCCACAAGGCUCAUGAAUUGGAAAGAUAGUUAUUUUAAAAAAAAAAAACAAUUUAUUAACAAAAAUUUGGUUUGUACAUCUAUGAAAUAUAGUGAGAAUGUGAAAGUUUUCUCAUGUAAUUUGGAGCAAUGGAAUAGAUAAAUGUUUUUUGUUA
Amaranthus tricolor (Joseph's coat) is the source of this 1232-nucleotide messenger RNA. Its product is annotated as protein IRX15-LIKE-like. The transcript has 2 exons. NCBI's taxonomy places the organism in Eukaryota, Viridiplantae, Streptophyta, Magnoliopsida, Caryophyllales, Amaranthaceae. Gene Ontology annotation, biological process: xylan biosynthetic process. The coding region runs from base 117 to 1076 and encodes 319 amino acids. The record is from RefSeq and is a predicted model, not a curated record.